UAUAUGCUACGCUUGCUUUCUAUACUUUUUAUGCUUUCUAUAUACAGUAAGGCUCAAUGGUGGAUUUGUAGUGAUUUGUAGUUAUGAUGAAUGUAAAUAAUGAAUAAAGUGAUACAAAAUUUGUGAAAAUAUAGUAUAAAAAUACAUUUUAGCAAGUGUUCUUUAACUAAGAAAACAUGGGUCGCCGUUCAAUUAACACCACGAAAAGUGGGAAAUAUAUGAAUCCCACUGAUCAAGCACGUAAAGAAGCACGUAAAAAAGAAUUAAAGAAAAAUAAAAAACAAAGACAACUAGUAAGAGCAGCUGUUUUGAAAGGCAAAGAUCCUGCUCAAAUUAUUGAAGAAAUGGAGAAAAUAGAUCAAAUGGAGUACAAUGUCAUGCAACCUCCACCACUUAACGAGAAAGUCUUGAAAGAUAAAAGAAAAAAGCUGAAGGAAACCUUAGAUCGUGUAUUGAAAAUGUAUGCAAAAGAUGAUCAGGAAAAGUGGGCAGAAUUAAAAGAGCAACUAAUACAGUAUGAACGUAGAAGGAUAGAUUUGGUUUCUUAUUUUGAAGCCGUGCGACAUGCACAGCAAGUACAAGUUGAUGAAAUUCCUCUCCCAUCAGCUGGCACUGAUAUAUCUAGAAUGUAUUCUGGUUCUUUAACGUCGCAAAUACCUUUACCAGACAUGCCACAGCCACCGGCACACAUGUAUCCUCCCCAUCCACACUAUAUACCACAACAUCAUCCACUUAUGAACAUACCAAUACCACCAAGUAUUUUGAAAAAAACAAGUGCAUAUGCAUCAUCUCCUUCUGCACCACUGUUAGCUCCUAAUAAAGAACCACCUGGUGUACCACCUUUUCCACCUCCUGAUUUAUCUAGUGAUGAAGAAGAUUCUCCUGAAAAGGGUAAAGAAGCAGUACCAAAGUCUAGGACAAUUCGAUUUGCAGAUGAUAAGGAAGAAAACAAGCAAGAAUCGGAUAACAAAGAAAAAGAGACAGAUAAAGAGAAAGAAAAAGACAGAGACAUGUCAAAAGUAAAGCCAACUACUUUGCAGCAGAAAAUGUUGGCUAUGGCAGGCCAAGAUAUUGACCAAUUCAUGCGUGAAAUGGAAGUUGUUCAUAAAAAACGAGAAACCGAACGAGCUCAAGAUUUAAAUGCUCGAUUGUCAUUACUUGAAGCAGAAAAUGAAUCUAAUUCAAAAUCUAAUAACAAAUCUAACAAUAAUAAAACAGACGAAGAAGAUCUUGAACCUCCAGGAGCAUCGGAUCACUCAUCGAAUCAUAAUCAGCAUACAUCUUCACAUUCUCAUUCUCAACAUACGCAACCUCAUGCAAUGCCUCCUAUGGGAAUGCCGCCUCAUCCUUUAAUGUAUAGGCCACCACCACCACCAUUGCAUUUAAGAAUGCCUCCACCACCACCACCUCGAAUUGGAUUACGUUUACCUCCUGGUCCUCCACCAGGAAUGCCAAGGAUGUUGAGACCUGGACCACCAAGUAUGCCCAGAAUGCCCCCUCCACAAAUGCAAAUGCCAAACCUAUCAAAUAUGACAAAUAUAGGAAAUCCUCAAAUGCAGACACAAUCUGCAACAGGGUCGCAACCCAAAACACCUAAUGUUCUUUCUGCUGCGCCACAAUUAAUUAAUAGGAAAGAUAAAGAUGGAAAAAGUACCACAACUAUCGAAGCUAAGCCACAAAUUAGAAAUUUAGCUGCUGAUGUUACAAGAUUUCUGCCUACUUCUCUGCGUGUGAAGAGAGAUGAUAAGAAAAAACCAAGUACUUUAUCUAGACUUACGGAAAGAAUACCGGAAACGCAACCGUUACGAACAACUCAACCCAAGACUAAAGAUGAUGCAUACAUGCAGUUUAUGCAAGAGAUGGAAGGAUUACUUUAAAUUUAUAUUACAUUGUAACACAAGUUUAUUAAG
Molecule: messenger RNA, 1910 nt
Organism: Dufourea novaeangliae
Lineage: Eukaryota; Metazoa; Arthropoda; Insecta; Hymenoptera; Halictidae
Product: WW domain-binding protein 11
Exons: 7
Coding region: 177-1877 (566 amino acids)
Biological process (GO): mRNA cis splicing, via spliceosome
Cellular component (GO): spliceosomal complex
Source: RefSeq, a predicted model, not a curated record